Molecule: messenger RNA, 501 nt
Organism: Metarhizium brunneum ARSEF 3297
Lineage: Eukaryota; Fungi; Ascomycota; Sordariomycetes; Hypocreales; Clavicipitaceae
Source: RefSeq, a predicted model, not a curated record
AUGUCGGACUAUCACACAGCCAACCCCUCCCUAGGUUAUACACACUUCAAACGGUCACCAAGCAUCAGGAGUGAAGAAGCUCUCGAUCUUCGUGGCCCUUUGGAGGUCACCGGAAAUGUCGAAUCCGGACGUGGUAUCAACCUAGAAGGAGAAAUAAUCAUUAGCGGUAGUCUUGACGCGUAUGGUCCGCUCACCAUGAAUGGUAGCAUCAGCUGCGAGGGCGAGAUUAGAGCUUACGGUAACAUCGUGGUCAACGGUGUAUUAGUGGCGAGUAACAAGAUCAAAGGCUUUGGCUCAUUAAAGGUUUCUGGGACACUGGAAGGCAACCAUCUCGAAAUCUAUGGAAAUCUCUCCAUAAAAGGCUAUUUGAAAUGCAAGAGCCUUGUGGUCUAUGGAUCAUUGUCAUUGAUUGGGCCUACGUCGACGUAUAUAGCAGAGGAAUCGGAAGAGGUAGCAGGCCCGAAAGUGGUUAGAGAGCAGGAACCUGAUUGGGAUUUCUAG